CUCUGGCAUAUUGGAGACAGUGGAACUGCAAUUACCACAAGGGCGCAUACGCGGUGCAACACGCGAGACUGUCAACGGCAUUACCUACUAUAGUUUUGAGGGCAUUCCUUAUGCCCAGCCGCCGGUUGGGAAAUUACGUUUUCGGACACCCAAACCUUUUGGGAAUUGGAAAGACACGCUUGAUUGCACAAACAGUCCACCCAAGCCUGUGCAAAAGAAUAAUCAGGCUGGCAAAGCCGAUGGUAGCGAGGAUUGUCUUUAUCUGAACGUUUUCACGAAAAAUAUAGAUGCAGUUUCCAAGCAAAUGCCUGUAAUGGUUUGGAUAUAUGGCGGCGGAUUUCAGUCUGGACAUGCAGCACGCGAUCACCAUGGACCAGAUUAUCUUCUACAAGAAGAUAUUGUAUUUGUUUCCUUGAACUAUAGACUUGAUUCGUUGGGUUUUCUUAGUUUAAGUGAUCCAAAUCUUGAUGUACCUGGUAAUGCCGCUCUCAAAGAUCAACUGCUGGCUCUAAAAUGGAUAAAAAAGAAUAUUCACUACUUCGGUGGCAAUUGCAAUAACAUCACACUUUUGGGUGAAAGCGCAGGCGCCACAUGUGUACACUUUUUGUCGUUGACCGAACAGUCGCGUGAUCUUUUUCAGCGGGCAAUUCUGAUGUCCGGCUCCGCUCUCUGCCCUUGGGCUUUAAUGACUCGAAGAGAUUUGGCUUACCAAUUGGCUGUUCGCCAUGGCUAUAAGGGUGAAAAUAAAGACAGUGAUGUGCUUGCGUAUUUGGAAAAUUUAGAUGCGGGGAAAUUAGUUGAGCAUUCAUUGGUCAACGACGAUGAAAGUCGUUAUUUUCUACCGCUGACCUUUGCUCCGACUGUAGAACCUUAUGAAUCCGAUAAUUGCAUAAUUCCUAACGAACCGUUUAAUAUGUUAAGGACAGCUUGGAGUAAUAGUAUUCCUAUGCUUAUGGGUGGCACUUCGUUUGAAGGACUGCUGUUGUAUCCACAUCUGAAGAUGUCUCAACAUAUUCUGGAUAUUGUUAGACAGCUGCCAGAAAUAUUGCUGCCUGCUGAAGUGAGACGUGCUCAUAAUAAAAUUGAGAACCGAAUUAUGAGUGAGCGUAUACUUAAAUUAUAUUUCGGUGAGCAGAAGGACGAAGUGGUGUUAAAGCAGCCAAAUCAAGAUCCCUUAUUCGAUUUAAUGCAUCUCUGCUCGCACAGGCUUUUCUGGCAUGGUCUGCAUCGCACAGCACUUGCCCGCAUGAAAUAUGCCACGGCCAAUACAUUUCUCUAUCGAUUUGACUUUGACUCGCCCACCUUCAAUCAUCAUCGCUUACGCUUCGGCGGCGAGGACUGUGUAAACGGUGUUGCACAUGCCGAUGAUCUCUCAUAUUUAUUCUAUUUGCAAGAAUCUAGGAAAUUGGCCGAGGAAUCACACGAGCAUGUAACCAUUCAACGCAUGGUUGGUAUAUGGACAACUUUUGCGAAAUUGGGUGAUCCGAAUGGUGCGCAUAUCGAACCUCAUAUUUGGCUACCAAUAGAAAAGAAAAGUGCCGAUUAUGGGCUAAACAUUAGCCAUGAGGUACAAGUAAUGCAAAUACCGGAUGCGCCUAAGCUGGCCGCAUGGGAUGCUUUAUAUGACAAGCGAAUGCUCUAUGGUUCAGUGUCUGAUAUAGAGGAGGAUUUCGAAGAGAGUACGAGCACUAAAUAAUCAACUACCGUAGAUAAAUAAAUAAGCAAAAAGUAAAAGAUAUAUAUGUA
Messenger RNA from Rhagoletis pomonella (apple maggot), 1746 nucleotides. RefSeq names its product esterase B1-like. NCBI's taxonomy places the organism in Eukaryota, Metazoa, Arthropoda, Insecta, Diptera, Tephritidae. The record is from RefSeq and is a predicted model, not a curated record.